AUGGAAUCCGCAUCCCCGUGCUCCUUCCCCGGCGACGCCGAGGCCGACGCCAUCGCCGUCGAGGAGGCCAUUACCACCCUGACGAAAGCCGACAUGGAGGAGUUGAUGCUCCACGUCCGCCGCUUCUAUGCCAUGCUGCACGGCAUCCACCCGCGCAAGCGUGUCCGCGCGACCUUCGUCAAGUACGAUCCAGCACGGCAGUCCACGGCGUUCAACUCAGGGCCGGCGGAGAUGCCGUUCGACCCACUGGCGCAGCACAAGCGCAGGUUCAGCCGGCCGCUGCCUCGCCCAUCCCGGUCGCGGCCGGUGCGGAGCUCGCCGCCUCGGCCGCUCCCACGGAGGGACCAAGACGACUGGAAGGCCCCGCCCUGCGUUGACAACCGGAAGAACCCCAGCAAGCGGCAACCGGCGUCGUCGGCUGGCGUGGGGACGCUGGACGAUCAGAUAGUCCGCAACUUCGGCAGGCUCGCCGAGGCGCUGGACGCCGCGGAGAAGGAGGCCUUCCUGAUACGGAACAAACCGGACGAGGGGUCCUCAGGAGGAGCACCUGUACGGGCAGCGGCCGGCAAGAGGGAGAGGCCGGUGGAGUUCGACUUCGACGAGCCGGAGCAGAGCGACGACCCCUUCGACCUCGAUCAGUUCAUGUCUAAGUUUGCUUGUUUGGGCAUGGAUGAUUUCGAUCUCGACGAACUGCUAGGAUCGAUGCUACAUAUCCGAUAG
Triticum turgidum subsp. durum (durum wheat) is the source of this 720-nucleotide messenger RNA. NCBI's taxonomy places the organism in Eukaryota, Viridiplantae, Streptophyta, Magnoliopsida, Poales, Poaceae. The record is from the annotation of a GenBank genome assembly.